GAAGAGACGACAAAGUGACAAACACUUUAGGGUGGUGUGUAUGGAAAUCAUACAGAAAAGAAGAUAAAGCAAGCGUUGACUUGCACUAGAGGCAGGCAGGCAGAGAUGAAAGAGUACGUCGGAAUGGUGGGUGUGCAGGUGGCACAGGUGGUACUGAUGAUAGUCAGCAAGUCAGCCAUUGCUGAUGGCAUGUCAAACUACUCUUUCAUCUUCUACUCAAACGCACUCGCUUCCCUUAUCCUUCUUCCCCCUUCUCUCAUCUUUCACAGGUCCCCAAAUCGGCCUCCACUUAGCUACAUGAUCAUUUGUGGAUUUUUCAUUAUUGGUCUUCUUGGUUUCUUGGCACAGGUAUUUGGUUAUUCUGGUAUUUCAUUUUCUUCUGCUACUCUAGCGACAACUUUGCUCAAUCUCAUCCCUGGUUUUACCUUCAUACUUGCCAUAUUGUUCGGGUUGGAAGCAGUCAACAGUGGUAAGAAUACCACACAUGCAAAAUUCAUCGGCACUAUAGUGUCAAUUGCAGGGGCUAUCAUUGUGACUCUUUACAAGGGCCCCACGCUUUUAUCAUCUCCUUUAAAAUCAGAAAACCUAAAGAAUCUUCUCGUGCAACCAUCAAACUGGGUUCUUGGAGGAAUCUUUUUGGCAAUCGAUGCCUUUUUUGCCUCCAUGUAUAUCAUUGCUCAGGCACUUGUCCUUAAGAAAUACCCUGCAGUGAUGAUUGUGAUGUUCUCUUACUGCUUCGUCUGCACUAUUUUAUCAGGUCUAGUUUCUUUGAUUGCGGAAGAUGACCUGAGUAGUUUCAGUUUAAAGCCCAAGAAGAGGUUGUUUUCCAUUCUCUACUCAGGUAUUUUUGGUUCUGCUUUUCAAGUCACGGUUCAAGCAUGGUGUGUACGAAGGAGAGGACCAGUUUUUGUUGCUAUGUUUCAUCCAAUAGGAAUUGUUAUUUCUACCCUCAUCGGUGUCAUCAUGUUAGGCGAUGGUUUCUAUCUUGGAAGCUUAUUUGGAUCAAUUGUUGUUGUGGUUGGGUUUUAUACUGUGAUGUGGGGAAAAGCCAAGGAAGAAAAGAUUGUGAUAUCUUCAACAUUGGACUAUGAAAGGGCUGCUCUGUUAGAAGGUGUUGUUGAGGAGCAAACCACGUCGUCUUCAUCAUAAACCUCAUUAUCGAGUGAUUUUUCAAAGUUGAAAGGGAAACAAACCUCAUCCCUAAUUCUUUUAAAGCUAUUUCCGUUUCAGAUUCAUUUUUAGGCAGUUCCUCUAUUGGGUAAAGGGCAACAGAUCUUUUGUUAUCUUUCAUUUGUGUUUAUUGGUCAAAGUCAAAGUGUCAAACUAUGUAAUGUAAUUAAUGUAUAAAAUGCACUUCUAUUAUCUUGA
Erigeron canadensis is the source of this 1368-nucleotide messenger RNA. RefSeq names its product WAT1-related protein At3g28050-like. Gene Ontology annotation, cellular component: plasma membrane. The transcript is spliced from 7 exons. NCBI's taxonomy places the organism in Eukaryota, Viridiplantae, Streptophyta, Magnoliopsida, Asterales, Asteraceae. Gene Ontology annotation, molecular function: transmembrane transporter activity. The record is from RefSeq and is a predicted model, not a curated record. Bases 106 to 1149 code for a protein of 347 amino acids.